GAUUUCAGCAUCCUAAUCGUGUUGAGCGUCAUUUCUGUCUUACCUUCAACUUUGUAUACAUUGCUGUUUAGUGCACUCUGCUUCAAGGAAGUUAGUUGAGAACACGGGUCGUUGCACCUCUAUGGCGGGGAAGCAAAACUACAGCGACGGCUGAAGCGCAGCCAUUGUCGCGUGGUUGUACACCACGCAUGCGCGAAUAGUUUGUGCGGCGCGAAAAAAAAAUAACAUCGUGCGUCCAGAAAUAUAAUUAAAUAAAAAACAAUUAUUGUGCUUGUGUUUGUAUUUAAAAUACAUAAUGAAGUAUAAGGUCAAGGACAUUGAUAGCGAGAGCCAGCGCUCCGCUGCUCAACUACCGGAUACCGCAAGUGGACUAGAAGAAAAAUUAGAGCGGACAGUGCGAUGUUCGUCGGUGAUAAUCAUCGCGCUAGGGCUGUCACUGCUCGCACUCGGCAUCUACACAACUGUGCUGGUGCUCACUGAAUACAAGAGCCCCCGACCCUGUCUGAGCGAAGUCUGCGUCAACACAGCUUCAAGGGUCUUAGCAGCAAUGAACAAAAGUGUCGAUCCUUGCGAAGACUUUUACGAGUAUGCUUGCGGUGGCUGGAUAGAGAAGAACCCGGUGCCAGAGUGGGCGACGUCUUGGGACCAGCUGGCGAUACUCCGCGAGCGUCUCGUUUCUGAUCUGAGGGAGCUUUUGGAAGACAAAAACGACGAUGGACUGCCUAAUAGUGUGUUGAAAGCGAAGGCAAUGUACCGCACUUGUAUUGAUGUUGAUAAAUUGGAAGAGAAAGGCAUCGAGCCCAUCCAGAAACUUCUGGAAAGUCUAGGCUUACCGAUGCGUCCGCCCACUGAGGCCAGCGCAAACUUCACAUGGGAAGACGUGUCGGGGCGCGCGCGCCGCCUGCUCGGUCUCAACGUGCUGCUCAGCGUGCAGGUCGCAGAGGACGUGCGGAACACCAGUCGCAACAGGGUCGUGGUGGAACAAGUUUCACCCGGGUUUUCAGACCGCUACCUCCGUCAGCCGGAACAGUUCGCUCACGAGCUGGAUCAGUACCACAAAUACAUCAAGUCCAUGGUGGCCAUCGCUGACCCUGAGGUUGACGCGCUGAAGUUUGCGGAUGAUAUUAUCGAAUUUAGCAAGAAAUUAGCCAUGAGCAUGACGUCACCGGAGGUGCGGCGCAGCGGCACGCACCUGUUCCACGAGGUGAGCGUGGCGCAGCUCGUGCACGGUGCGGCCGGCGGCCCGCCUAGCUGGAAACAGCACGACUGGCAGAAAUAUAUCGACCUGGUGUUCUCCAAUACGAGUGUAGUGCUGGAUCAGAAUCAGGAUCGUGUGACCGUCAUGGACCUGCCGUACUUACACAAGCUGUCUACGCUGCUGGCCGACACGGACCCUGUGAUCGUUGAAAAGUUCCUCUGGUGGAGUGUGUUCUCAACGGUUGCCCCGAUGACCAAGAGCGCGUUCAGAGACCUCGGCUUCGAAUUUUCGAAGGCUGUCUUCGGGCUACAGCAGAGGACACCUCGCUGGAAGAGCUGCACCGCCAACGUUAACGCCAACUUUGGAGUCGCUCUCAGCUACCUCUACGUCAAGAAGCACUUCGACCAGGCGUCGAGACAGAAGGCCAUGGAGAUGAUCGCGGACGUGCGCGAGGCGUUCUCGCAGGCGGCGGCGCGCGUGGCGUGGAUGGACGCCGCCACGCGCCGCACCACGCUGCGCAAGCUCGCCGCCAUCCGCACCUUCGUGGGCUUCCCCGCCUGGCUGCUCACGCCGGCGCGCCUGGACGACCACUACCGACACGUCGAGGUAGUCGAAGGAGACUUAUUCGAAUCCUAUCUGAAGUUAACGUGGGCAAUGGUCAAGAAAUCCUUAGAGACUCUCAGGGAACAACCCGACAGGGACAGAUGGGUUGCCACAGCUACCACGGUGAAUGCAUUUUAUUCGGCGACUCUUAAUUCAGUCACAUUCCCAGCUGGUAUCCUCCAACCACCUUUCUAUGGAAAUGGAAUUGAGGCAAUCAAUUACGGAUCCAUAGGAGCUAUAAUGGGACACGAGAUUACUCACGGCUUUGACGAUCAAGGACGUCGCUACGACGAGCACGGCAACCUCGCGCAGUGGUGGUCGGCCGGCACGCUCGAGCACUACCACGCGCGGGUGCGCUGCAUCGUGGACCAGUACAGCAACUACAGCCUGCCGCAGCUGCCCGGAUACAAAGUGCACGGGUUCAACACGCAGGGCGAGAACAUCGCCGACAACGGCGGGCUGCGCGCGGCGCUGGGCGCGUACGCGCGGCUGGCGGCGCGCGCGCCCGCGCACUCGCGCGCCGCGCUGCCCGGCCUGCCCGCGCUGCGGACCGACCAGCUCUUCUUCCUCGGCUUCGCGCAGAUAUGGUGCGGUAAUUCAACAACGGGCGCUCUCAAAUCUAAAAUGGUGGAGGGUGUGCACAGUCCCAACAAAAUUAGAGUAAUCGGUACUCUAAGUAAUUCUAAAGAAUUCGCAGACGCCUGGCAAUGCCCAGUGGGCUCACCCAUGAACCCCGAACAUAAGUGUGUGCUGUGGUAGACUAAAUGUGAUCUUAGAAAUAAUCCAACCAAAGACAAGACUCGAAUGUUACCAGUAAGUUACCCAUAGAGUUAGUUGUUAGAUAGAUAGGACCAAAGGCAUGUUUCAUGAACAUACUCUGCAAGCCUACACCCUCGACUAGAAAAAAAUAGAAUAUAUUGUAUGAUUUAAAAAAUAUAUAUAAUUAAAUAAAAUGCUUACGUUUCAUGUUUCAAAGUAAUUUAUGUUUUUUAUUUGAGAAUAGAAAAGAACACUAUUCAAUUAAUAUCGUAAAACUUUCCGCUAGUUUUUCGGUGAGCAACACUGUUUGUUUUGCUAAAUUUGAACUUGGAGUCUGCAAAAUAUUAUUACAGGAAUGUUAUGUAAUGCAUUCCAUCAAUGUGAGUGUUUUAGACUUGCUAAGUAUGCACAUGAAAUAGGGCCAAGUAUAACUUUAGAAAUAUGAUAUUGAAAUACUUAUAAUAAUAAAAUCAAACGAAGUGUAUGAAGUAAGAUAU
Messenger RNA from Nymphalis io (European peacock), 3057 nucleotides. RefSeq names its product neprilysin-4-like. Gene Ontology annotation, molecular function: metalloendopeptidase activity. Gene Ontology annotation, biological process: protein processing. The record is from RefSeq and is a predicted model, not a curated record. Gene Ontology annotation, cellular component: plasma membrane. The transcript has 17 exons. Lineage: Eukaryota; Metazoa; Arthropoda; Insecta; Lepidoptera; Nymphalidae. The coding region runs from base 296 to 2560 and encodes 754 amino acids.